Molecule: messenger RNA, 961 nt
Organism: Caenorhabditis angaria
Lineage: Eukaryota; Metazoa; Nematoda; Chromadorea; Rhabditida; Rhabditidae
Source: the annotation of a GenBank genome assembly
AUGAAAAAGUAUCGGAAGAUGAUUGAAGAGAAGAUUCUAGUUGUGUUGGCUUCUUCAGCCUCAGUUUUGGCUAUUCUAACAUGUCUUGUUGUUAUGCCUUCUCUUUACAAUACUAUUCAAGAUACCUAUGAAGAUGUAAGUUAAACUUUGAAAAAAAUUGACUUCGAUGAUAAGUUCUUUUUUAAUUUAGGUGUUGGAUGGUGUUAAAGUUUUCCGAACUGAAACUGAUUCUGCUUGGACAGAAAUGAUGGAUAUUCAAAUAACUGUUUCACCACCAUCAAAACCAAAAAUCAAUCCAUUCAACAGUGUUUUCCGUCAAAAAAGACAAGGAUUUGGCGGUCUUCCAGCCUGGUGCCAAUGUGAACCAACAAAACCACAAUGCCCACCAGGGCCCCCGGGACCACCAGGUCGUCCAGGACAACCUGGAACACCAGGUCAACCCGGUCAACGUGGAAGAGAUAAUUAUGAUCGACCAACAGCUCCACCAUGUCCACAAAGACAACAAGGAUGCAUCAAAUGCCCACAAGGUCCAGCUGGAAGCCCAGGUAAUUCUGGACCACCGGGACCACCAGGACCAUCUGGACAACCAGGACAACCAGGAAGAAAAGGAAAUGAUGGAAGACCUGGACCAGUUGGGCCACCAGGAGAUAGAGGACAACCAGGAAGAAAUGGAGGACCAGGACAACCAGGAAGACCAGGUCAAGACGGUAAACGAGGAAAUGGAACACCUGGACAACCAGGAAGACCUGGAUUGCCAGGACCAGCUGGACCAAAUGGACAACCUGGACAACCAGGAGGACCUGGAAAUGAUGGUCAACCUGGACCAGGAGGACAACCAGGACAACCAGGAAAUCGUGGAAAUGACGGACAACCUGGUUCACCUGGUAAACCAGCUCCACCAGGAACUGAUGCCGCUUAUUGUGCAUGUCCAAGAAGAUCUGUUAGCUUUGUCAAACACUAA